GGAAAUAUCAACGACAACUUUUUCAGGUGUACAAGUUUCCCAGCGACUUAGUAAGGUAGGGGACCCUCACUCACUGCAUUAAGAUGAACUAAGAUCCGACGCCUAUCUGUCAGAACACACGCGGCGUAUUUCCACCGGUUGGCCGUUUCGCACUACCGGCGAGGCGAGCCUUAGUCGUCUUCUUCGUGUCGGGGCAUCUCUCGUGCAAAAAGCUCCCUAGGCGCGCCCCAAGCUCGCCAGGAUCAAACCGCUGCGAGACGUCUUCUUGCAACUUGGAAAACUCGAUUUCUAAGGACAUCAAAGAGUCGCGAAUUUCUAAUUAUUUUAGUUGCUAAAUGACGCAAAACACAUGGGUUAUAACUUAUAAGAUUGUUUUUCAACUGAGUCUUUUGUCCCAUAAUGGGGUUCACGUGCCACCCUCCCAAAAAGCGCAGCACAGCACACAUACCAACCAAGAAAGAAUCCCAAAUGCAAGCUCAUCCUCCAUCUGCUCCCUCCUCGUCCCUCCUCUCCUCGAUCGCCAUGAGAAAAAGACCAAAACGACAUCCAAAGAGACAAAAAACGAGAGGAAAAGAGGAGCACGUCCGGACCGGACCCCCCCAUCGCCUUCUCUCUCUUGAAAUCGAAACCAACGUUAGGACAGACCCCCCCGUCUCUCCUCGUCAGUCAGAAAUCGAUCCCAGCCUCCUCACUGGUUUUUAUCCAUUUUAGCAGAAUCCCAGGACAGACAGACAGACAGACGCCCCCCGCGGGCAGAAUGUGUUAUGUGGGGAAAGCAACAAAGAUCUUCAUCUUCAUUGUUACCGCGCUCGUCGUCCUCGGCCUCGUCGUCGGCUUCGGCCCCUUGCGUCACUCCCUCCACCACCGUUCCCACGCCCACCAAUGCUCCGGCGACUCCUCCUCCUGCACUUUCUCUUCCCCCGUCGUCUCCCCCACCACACCCACCAACCCAAUCUACCCUUCUACCCCCGAUCCCGGGUCCUCGUCGACCCAGCCCGUCCCAUCUAGCUCGAACCCUCCUCCCAGCCCGACUACCUCAGCUACUCCCUCAUCCUACCCGCCACCGCCCAGCCCGAUCCUGAGCCCACCCAUCGCGAUCCCCACUGCCCCUCCGCCGACGUCUCCAUCAUUGCCACUCUCCCCUCCGCCAACGCCGCCAGCGGAAUUGCCGCCUCCGCCACCCCCGCCGCCAGCUGCUACUGCUGCGGCGCCGCCCUACACAAGCCCGCCGAGCCCGGGGGUGGUGACUCCAGGUCCUGAGCAUGCUUUAGCUUAACUUAGCUGUUCUUUCUUCUUCUUAAGAAUUAGUCAGAGAUACAGUGCGUCCCCAUUUUCUUCUUUCAUCUUAAUAGGCGAAGACAAAUUCGUGAGUUUUAGAGUGAGGGAUCAGCUUGAUCUGGCAUGGGCUGUGUAUAGAUGGCGGAGGUGUAAUUUGGAAGGUUGGUGCUGUUUCUUUUUCCUGAAAAUUAGCAAAAAAAUCACUUCUUUCACCUUUUUUUCCCUUUGCAACAUAGGAUUCUCUCGAAUCUCUUCAUUGUUUCUUGGAGGGCGCUUCGGUUUUUACUUACAUUGGGUCUCUUUCGAUGGGAUUAGUGUCGCCAUUCGAUUUGUUCUUUUACCCUUUAUCGUCCUUCCUCUGCAUCUCUCAACAGCUAACCAAAUCGUGCUGGAAAUUUAACUCUUUCUUCUGGUCAGAAAACAAAAUUUCUGCUGGAACACACUCUUUUAUCUUGCUCUUUCGGCUUUCCCUUUUCUGCGCUCAAUCUGAAGAGCACUGCAAUAAAGAACGAACCAGAAAAGGAGUCUUCAUAAAUUAAUGUAAUUGAGGAGCUGCCUAUGGUGGUUGGACUUGGAAUGGGGGUUCUCUCUUUGUUAUUGCUAGGCGAUCUCUGGCAUCCAAUGGUAGAUGGAGUCAUAUUCUUAAUUCCAUCCAACCAAGAAGAAACGUAAAUUGAGUAUCAUCUUUCUUCCAUGUGAUACUAAGCCAAGAGUAAAUGAUAUUAGUACACGGUACUUAAUGUUAUGUCAACAGUUGCUGGAUGAGUAAUUGUUUUUGCCAACUAAGGUUU
Rhodamnia argentea is the source of this 2069-nucleotide messenger RNA. Its product is annotated as proline-rich receptor-like protein kinase PERK8. The record is from RefSeq and is a predicted model, not a curated record. NCBI's taxonomy places the organism in Eukaryota, Viridiplantae, Streptophyta, Magnoliopsida, Myrtales, Myrtaceae. The transcript has a single exon. The coding region runs from base 758 to 1276 and encodes 172 amino acids.